Phycomyces blakesleeanus NRRL 1555(-) is the source of this 2708-nucleotide messenger RNA. RefSeq lists its product as hypothetical. The transcript has 34 exons. The record is from RefSeq and is a predicted model, not a curated record. Lineage: Eukaryota; Fungi; Mucoromycota; Mucoromycetes; Mucorales; Phycomycetaceae. The coding region runs from base 1 to 2310 and encodes 769 amino acids.
AUGUCAAAGCCAGUACACAGCAAAAAUGAAAUACUGAGGUCCAACACUGGUUUGACCAUCAAUCCAUCCAAAGCCUAUUCACGCUCAGAAACAAGAGAUAAACUGACAGGACUUACUAUAUUUCAAGGAGGACUUUUCAGGCAAAGUCAAGCAAUCAAGAACAGGUUUCCAUCCAGGGCCACAGGUACACCAAGACUCGAGGAGCAUAUGCUCAUUGUCUUUUGUAUGCUUCUAGUGCCUUCCGUCCAGGUCAAGCAUCAGGGAUCCGAUCAGAGUCCACAGUUAUCAGUAUCCAUUCCAUCCAAGUCAAGCUUCAAGGUUCAGGUCAAGGUCAACGGGUUCAGGUCGAGGUCGACGGUUUUCAGUAUCCAUUCCGUCCAGGUCAAGCUUCUAGGUUCACGUCAAGGUCCACGGUUUUCAGAUCAAGGUCCACGGUUUCAGGAAAAGCAUCAAUGUUCCGAUCUCCCAGCUAUGGUCAUAGUGUCAGCCAUCCAGGUCAAGUGUCAAGGACCCGAUUUCCCGGCAAUGGGUAUAGCCAUCAAUGUCAGGCGUCAAGGUUGCGAUCUUCCAGCCAAGUGUUCACUCAUCCAGGUCAAUCAACAGGAUUCUGAUCUCCCGUCCAUGGUUAUAGUCAUCGAUGUCAGGCGUCAAGGUUGCGAUCUUCCAGCCAAGUGUUCACUCAUCCAGGUCAAUCAACAGGAUUCUGAUCUCCCGUCUAUGGUUAUAGCCAUCGAUGUUAGGCGUCAAGGUUCCGAUCUUCCAGCCAUGGUUCUAGUCAUCCAGGUCAAUCAACAGGAUUCUGAUCUCCCGUCCAUGGUUAUAGCUAUCCAUGUCAAGCGUCCAGGUUCCGAUCUCCCAACCAUGUUUACAGCCAUCCGUGUCAAGCGUCAAGGACCCGAUCGCCUGUCCAUGGUUAUAGCCAUCCGUGUCAAGCAUCAAGAACCCGAUCCCCCGUCCAUGGUUAUAGUCAUCAAUGUGAAGCGGCAAGGACCCGAUCGACCGUUAAUGGUUAUAGUUAUCCAGGACAAGCAUCACGGUUUCGAUCUCCCAGCUAUGUUCAAGUCUCCAGCCAUCCAGGACAAGCAUCAAGGUUCCGAUCUCCCAGCUAUGGCUAUAGUCAUCCAGGUCAAGCAUCUAGGUUCUGAUCGCCAAUCCAUGGUUAAAGGUAUAAAACAACAUUAUGGGUGUAUACUCACUAGUUUUAAUCUAGUUCUAGUCUCCAGCCAUCCAGGUCAAGCAUCAAGGUUCUACUCGCCCGUCCAUGGUGUUUUCCAGAUCAAGCAUCAAGGUUCUGAUCUCCCCGCCAUAGUUAUAGAUUUAAUAUAUCUCCAGUCUCCAGCUAUCCAAAUCAAGCAUCAAGAUUCCGAUCUCCCCGCCAUGGUUAUAGUUUUCCAGAUCAAGCAUCAAGAUUCCGAUCUCCCCGCCAUGGUUAUAGAUUUAAUAUAUCUCCAGUCUCCAGCUAUCCAGGUCAAGCAUCAAGAUUCCCAUCUCCCCGCCAUGGGUAUAGUGUUGAAUCCACCAAGAUCAUGCUUCACGGAUCCGGAUUCAGUCCGUGGCUAUAGGCCAAACAGCAAGGAUCAAAACUCAAAUUUGGGCUACAGUUCAAAUAUCAAAGAUCUGAUUUCAAAUCAAGGUUACGGGUACACACUUUUCUCUCUGUCUUUACAUGCUUUCUUUCGUAUUGGCCUAGUGUGUUUACGAUCCGGCUACACAAUGAAAAAUUUCUUUUCCUUCCAGUGCGACAGGUAUAUACAUCUAGUUCGGCCUUUAGUUACUGUUGGCUUUAUUUCUCUACUGGCUUCACAGUCCAAGCCAGCAAUCAUGGAUCCUAUAUCCGUUCAGUGUUACAGUGUCCUUGCAGUCAAGGUCAAAUUCAACACUCAAGGAUCCGGUUUCCAUCAAGUUUUACAGGCCAAAGAACUAGGACUUGAUAUUCAUCCAGACUUGCAGAUAUAUAUUUUUCGUUGGGCCGUUGAUUAUUGGCUUUUUUUAUCCGUCUAUUGUUUUUACUGUCAAGGGCAACCAUCAAGGAUUCGAUCUCCAUCCAGUAUGACAGUGUUUUCACCACCCAGGUGGAAGAACAAGGAUUUCUUCUUCAUCCACGGUUACAGCCAAGGCCAAUCGAUCCAGGUUUACUGUUCUCUAGGUCAAACUGAAUUACCAAAGUUUUACUAUCUACCUAGUGCCCGAGCCGAAGCCAACGAUCAAAGCUUUGAUAUUCUUUUGGGCUCACAGCAAGCGUUCAAUGCUCAGCUCUACAUCAAAGGUCGCAGGUAUACAAGAAUCUUUAAGCAAUUUACUAAAAAUUAGAUUUUCCUAGCGUUUACAUAGUCAAGGCGAAAUGAUCAUGUUCUUUCUAUCCAUUCAAGGUUCUAGGUACACACGCACAUUUUAGCAUUUAUUCUUCACUGGUUGAAUCUUUUUAAUCUUUGACAGUCCAUGCCGAGAAUCAAGGUUGCACUUCAAAAAAUAGGGUUAAGGUAUACAUGCCUUUUUAAGCAUUUACUUACUACUAGUUGUAUUAUUCAGACUUUAUACAGUCGAGACCAAAGAUCAAGAGCCCGAUUUCCGCAUAGAUUUACAGGGAUACAAGUGGCUUUCUUUACCCAUUAACAUAUUGAUAGCUGUUUGAAGCAGUCUUUUUACAGUUCAAUUCAACAGUCAAGGUUCAAAUCCCCGUCAAAAAUCACUGAUAUACUGCCACUUUU